This is a messenger RNA of Fundulus heteroclitus (mummichog), 1639 nucleotides long. RefSeq names its product protein bassoon-like. The record is from RefSeq and is a predicted model, not a curated record. Lineage: Eukaryota; Metazoa; Chordata; Actinopteri; Cyprinodontiformes; Fundulidae. Bases 14 to 820 code for a protein of 268 amino acids. The transcript is spliced from 8 exons.
CAAAGACCCAUCUAUGCGCCAUGACCCCUCAGGACGUUCUUCAUCUUCAGGAAGGCGUGGUGAGUCCAGGUCUGGAGGAUAUCAUUCUUCAGAUUACUCGAGGGAUCCCACUGGACAUCAUCACGGCCAGAGGUCUUCCAGGCAGGGAGAUCCGCACAGGUCCUCACGCAGCAAGUCCCAGGGCCAAGUAGACAUGCAGGGACAACAACCAGGCUCAUCCAGGUCCGUCAGCAGCUCUGGGCGAGCUCAGGGUUCUGCUGGUGGGCCUCCAGGAUCAGGACGACAGGGGGGUCCCGGUUCCCAGGCAGAUGGGCUCCAAGGACAGAGGACUCAGCUCCAACAGCAGGCCCAGACGUCUGCAGCCAGACCAGGACAGCCUGGCACAACAGCAGCCACAGGCCUUCAGCAGCAGACACCAGCCCAAGGUCAAGGCAUGGGCAUGGGUAUGGGAAUGGGUCAGGCCCAGGCGAAACCAGGGCAAAUGGGACCAGCGGGCGGGCCCAUGGGGCAGGCUAGGCCGACUGGUGCAGCAGGAACCACACCGUCCACCAUGACAAAGAUCGACAUACCUCCAGUAACGGCGAUCGGGGCAAAAGCGGCACCAGUCAUGGCCUCAAAGGCGGGCCAGCCCCCACUUACAGGCAUAGGCUCCAAGGCAGUUCCUAGGCCCGGAGGUAUCGGCAGCGCAGCGGCAGGUCAGCCUGGCAUGGAGGGAGAAGGCAUGUUUUCCAAGAUCCUGCCCGGAAGCGCCGCUGAGCAGGCCGGUAAACUGGGAGAAGCCAUCUCUGGAUUUGGCAAGAAGUUCACCUCCUUGUUCUAAGGUGACACAAAUAAGGACUAUGAAAAGUGUCAAAGACGAAGUCAUGAGGCCCAGUACCAGAAAAACCUGUGAAGACCCCCCUGCUUUUGUUUUCUUAAUAAAAGAGAAAGGAAGGAGAGAGAGGAUGAUGACCGAGAGGAGGGCGGAGCAUAUUGCCAAAACAGACUGAAAUCCUCUGGAUGCUUCGUGUCUCAGAUCUGAGCAACAAAGGCAGAGAGAACACUCUGAUCUCUCUGACAGGCCAGACAAUCAUGGCAAGGUCAAGCCGACAUCCAGCCUCAGAAGGAACCACAUAAUCACGCAGCUUCUUGCAGACAACCUGCAGCAGCUACAGAUGUCCGCACCCCUACAUGAAAACAGGGGGCUGGAAGUGACAGCAGAAAGAGGUGGCCGUACGAUCCAGGUCCUCCUUCACGCCAGCAGCGGGAGCCGCGUGCUCACAGAGGCCCCUGCAGUGCGACACGUGGAUUUAAAACAUCGGUUCUGUUAACACGGCGUGGAGAACGGCUGAAGGCUGCGUCGUUUAUCCUUGAGGCCCGCUUUCAUCCCGACGUCCUGUAGCAGGCGGUAGUUUCACCGCGGCUGCAGAGGCUUGCCAGGUUUUACAGGCCUGCGCUCGAUCCAGGAGUAAUAUCAACAAGUCACCUCUCUCCUCUUUUCUAUCUCUUUUCCAAGUAAAGAAUCAGCAGGGGAAAAAAGUGGAAACCCACAGAGGCACCACAGGUUUUUCUUGUACUAAAGACCAUCGGACGUUGACGAGGAAAUCACCCAAGUCCCCGAAACGUCACUAUGAAUGAAACGGACGACGACGACGAGGCG